Molecule: messenger RNA, 2022 nt
Organism: Sardina pilchardus (European sardine)
Lineage: Eukaryota; Metazoa; Chordata; Actinopteri; Clupeiformes; Clupeidae
Product: general transcription factor II-I repeat domain-containing protein 2-like
Exons: 2
Coding region: 1-2022 (673 amino acids)
Source: RefSeq, a predicted model, not a curated record
AUGGCCAAACGAAAGGUGGACUUUGAAAACAGAGGUUUUCAAGAAAGGUGGGAGGCUGAAUACAUGUUCACCGAUAUAAAGGGCAAACCUGUCUGCCUUGUGUGCGGUGCCGACGUGGCUGUCAUUAAAGAAUAUAAUUUAAGACGCCACUAUGAAACGAGACACCAAGAAAAAUACAAAGAUAUGAACAUUCAACAGAAGCUCCAAAAGGUAGUGGAGUUGAAACGAAGUCUGGUGGCACAGCAGACUAUGUUUGCUAAAGCCAAAUCACAGAAUGAUGCUGCUUUAAAGGCUAGUUUCGUUGUGGUGGAGGAGAUUGCUAAAUCUGCCCGGCCCUUUACCGAGGGAGAAUUUCUAAAAACUUGCAUGUUAAAAGUUUGCGAUGUCGUGUGUCCAGAUAAAAGGCAAGCCUUUUUAAAUGUGAGUCUGAGCAGAAACACCAUUGCUCAUCGUGUAUGUGAGCUUGCCACCGAUUUACAAGAACAGCUCAUGGGGAAGGGAAAAACAUUCCAAGCCUAUUCCCUAGCUGUGGAUGAAAGCAGCGAUGCAUCAGAUACUGCCCAGCUGUCAAUCUUCAUCCGCGGAGUGGACUCGAGCCUAUGCGUUACAGAGGAACUUUUAGGACUGAAAUCAAUGCAUGGCACUACUACCGGGAAGGAUCUCUUUGAAGAAGUGUGCAAAUGUGUGAACGAAAUGGGUUUGCCUUGGGAUAAACUUGUGGGACUGACGACGGAUGGGGCGCCUGCGAUGUGCGGGCAAAAGAAUGGAUUGGUGGGCAGGAUUCGGGAGAAGCUGCGGGAGGUGAACGGCGCAGGUGAGCUGACAGCGUAUCACUGCAUCAUACACCAGGAAUCGUUGUGUGGCAAAGCCUUGAAAAUGGAUCAUGUAAUGAGCACUGUAACAAAAGCAGUUAAUUUCAUUAGAGCCAAAGGGUUGAAUCACCGUCAAUUCAAGUCCUUGCUGGAGGAGACAGGUUCGGAAUAUGGUGAUGUGGUCUAUCACACAGAGGUGCGGUGGCUAAGCCGGGGAAGGGUGCUGAACAGAUGUUUCGAAUUACGUGAUGAAAUAUGUCAGUUCAUGGAGAGCAAAGGGAAAGACACGACAGAGCUUCAGGACAAGAAGUUUUGUUGCGAAUGGGCAUUUCUGUGUGACAUUACGAGCCAUCUCAAUGCGCUCAACCUGAAGCUUCAGGGGCGGGAUCAUGACAUCACUGAUAUGCACGCUGCAGUGAAGGCGUUUAAAACCAAGCUGCGCCUGUGGGAGACGCAAAUGCUGCGAGAAGACUUGGGACAUUUCCCGUGCUGCCAAAUUAUGAAAGAGCAGGUGUCCGUUUUCCCAAGCGCACAAUUGGCUGAAAAGGUCGGCUUACUUAACGCCGACUUCACGCGGCGAUUUUCCGACUUCGAAGCGCAAAAGAGUAGAUUUCAACUGCUCAGUAAUCCGUUUACAGUAGACGUGGAAAGCGCACCAACCAACCUCCAAAUGGAGUUGAUCGAACUCCAAUGUAGUGACACACUCAAGUCAAAGUAUGACUCAGUGGGCCAUGCGCAGUUUCCACGUUUUAUCCCUGACACAAUGCCCCAGCUGCGUGCGAAUAUUGCUCAAAUGCUCUCUAUGUUUGGUAGCACAUACCUAUGUGAACAACUUUUCUCUGUAAUGAAGUUGAACAAAACAUCACACAGGAGUUGUCUCACUGAUGAACAUCUUCACUCAAUUCUGAGGAUUUCCUCAGCUCAGAGCCUGACCCCAAACAUUGAUGCACUUGUGUCAAAGAUGAGAUGUCAAGUGGUGUGGCAUUCUGUCCAGGUGUGCUCUGAGGAAUGUUGGCAGCAGCCCAGCAGCUUUAUGGGACAACCUGGAGAUGGUCUGAGCGGAGCUGCAUUCCGGGAGUACAAGAGGCUGGAACACCUCCUGGAGAGCACCUUUUACAGUUACCCUCAUAUCCCCCAAUACUCCCACCAUCUCCUUUUCUCCCUGCUGCUUGAGAUGAAAGUGAAGAUGGGAUAUUUUAUCUCCACAUGA